AUGCCUUUUGGACAGCUUCCCGUUGGCAACAACCCCGUCCCGCAGCAUGACCCUCCAUACAGCAACGACGUACCUAUAUUUUCCGACGUCACCAUCCUGGUAAUCCGGUACCGAACAUCCUUCGCCAGCAUCGGCCGCCUCAUCCCAGACGUGCUCGAAGUAGAAGAGGAACCAUUAGUAACCGCCACACAACUAAAAUACGGCAUCGCCCCUGUUGGCCCAUUCACCGAGUUUAUCCAUACAGUGGAGGCGAAAUACCAGGGUAAAUCCUACGACUUCUGCCUAUCUCUAAUUGUAGACCUUGAGGCUGCCCUCCUGGCUGGCAGAGAGCAGAAUGGCUUUCCAAAACGACUAGGUCGUCUCUCUCUAACACCGAGCACCACAUCCAAAACUACAGGGCAUGUUGAACGGCCAGUUGGUCAGACAUUUUUGCAAUAUAAUUUCGAGGCCAAGGCCAAGCAAAGCCCUCCUCCAAGACUUGACAAGCCAUUCUUGAGUUUGAGGGUUAUUCCAUCACCCGUUGCGGGCGCAAAGGCAUCGAUCAAGGACCUGGUGCCUAGCGAUUUUGAAAUCAAGCCGGCUGAGGUCUGGGAAGGGGUUGGGGAAUUGACGUUUCCUGAAAAGUGUCCACGGACAGAAGCGGUGAAUAAGAUUGAGAUACUUCGGUAUGAAUCGUCGACGUUGGCAUAUGGAUGCGAUGUUAUAUUGCAUCCUGCAAAGGAAGUUUUCCCAUUAUGA
Alternaria postmessia is the source of this 738-nucleotide messenger RNA. RefSeq lists its product as uncharacterized. Bases 1 to 738 code for a protein of 245 amino acids. The record is from RefSeq and is a predicted model, not a curated record. Lineage: Eukaryota; Fungi; Ascomycota; Dothideomycetes; Pleosporales; Pleosporaceae. Gene Ontology annotation, molecular function: lyase activity. The transcript has a single exon.